AUGCUCAAAAAUUUAUCUUUAAAAGGGAAGAUGUUCGUCGUUAAGCGAAAUGGGCAUACCGAGGAAGUUCAUUUCGACAAAAUCACUUCAAGAAUCCAGAAACUGUGCUAUAGUUUGGAUAUGGAUUUCAUUGAUCCAACGGCGAUCACAUUUCGCGUUAUCAAUGGGCUUUAUUCUGGAGUCACAACAGUGGAACUUGAUAACCUGGCAGCAGAGACUGCUGCUACGAUGACAACCAAACACGCAGAUUAUGCUAUAUUGGCCGCCAGAAUAGCAGUAUCAAAUUUACACAAAGAAACCAAGAAAGUAUUCAGUGAUGUAAUGUCAGAUUUACAUGAAAUGAUUAAUCCUGUCACCAAAGAACAUACCCCAAUGAUCAGUAAAGAGUAUAACGAAAUCAUCCAAAAACACAAGGAUAGACUGAAUUCUGCCAUCAUUUAUGAUAGAGACUUUGGUUACAAUUAUUUUGGAUUUAAAACUUUAGAGAGAAGCUAUCUUUUAAAAAUUAAUGAUAAAGUAGUUGAACGUCCUCAGCAUAUGAUAAUGCGAGUUGCUGUUGCCAUCCACAAGGAAGAUCUUGACAAAGUUAUAGAAACUUACAACUUCAUGUCUGAGCGUUACUUUACACAUGCGUCUCCAACGCUUUUUUCUGCCUGUACUCAACGCCAACAGAUGUCCAGUUGUUUUUUGCUAACAAUGACAGACGACAGUAUCGAAGGAAUUUUUGAUACUUUAAAAAGAUGUGCCGUAAUUAGUAAAUCAGCAGGAGGCAUUGGUCUCAGUGUACACAACAUUCGUGCGACUGGCACCAAAAUUGCUGGUACCAAUGGUAUUUCAAAUGGGUUAGUUCCAAUGCUAAGAGUUUUCAACAAUACAGCCUGCUAUGUUGAUCAGGGAGGUAACAAGAGACCAGGGGCAUUUGCCAUUUACUUGGAGCCAUGGCAUGCCGAUGUAUUUGAAUUCCUUGAUCUAAAAAAAAAUACUGGUAAAGAAGAGCGUAGAGCAAGGGAUCUAUUUUACGCUCUGUGGAUCCCAGACUUGUUCAUGCAAAGAGUUUUAAAUAAUGAAAAGUGGAGUCUCAUGUGUCCCAAAGAGUGUCCUGGAUUGCCCGACGUUUGGGGCGCUGAGUUUGAAAAAUUGUACACCACAUAUGAAGAGGGGCAAAAAUACAAGAAGCAAGUCGAUGCCAGAACGCUGUGGACGGCUAUUCUGAAGUCUCAAGUUGAAACUGGAACGCCUUAUAUGCUUUACAAAGACCACUGCAACCGCAAGUCGAAUCAGCAAAAUCUGGGCACCAUCAGAAGCAGUAACUUGUGUACCGAGAUAGUGCAGUACUCCUCACCGGAUGAAGUAGCAGUUUGCAAUUUAGCAUCCAUUGCCGUCAACAUGUUCAUCAGUGACGAUAAAAAGUCUUACGAUUUUGGUAAAUUAAAAGAAGUUACGAAAGUCGUCACCAAAAAUCUCGACAGAAUCAUUGAUCUCAAUUACUAUCCCGUUGAAGAGGCAAGAAACUCAAAUUUCAAGCACAGGCCAAUCGGUAUUGGCAUUCAAGGAUUGGCAGAUGCAUUCUUGCUGAUGCGUUUUCCAUUUGAAAGUGAAAAAGCUCAAAAGCUCAAUAUUCAGAUUUUCGAAACCUUGUACUACGGCGCUCUGGAGGCCAGCUGUGAGUUGGCUCAACUAAAUGGGCCAUACUCCACUUAUGAAGGUUCUCCAGUCAGCAAAGGCAUCUUACAGUAUGAUAUGUGGAAUGUUACUCCAACUGAUCUUUGGAACUGGUCAUCCUUGAAAGCCAAAAUAGCCCAACACGGGGUCCGCAACUCGCUGCUUCUUGCUCCGAUGCCAACAGCAUCGACGGCCCAAAUUCUUGGCAAUAAUGAGUCAGUUGAACCAUAUACGAGUAAUAUCUACCAAAGACGCGUACUUUCCGGGGAAUUCCAGAUUGUUAAUCCUCAUCUCUUGAAAGAUCUAACUGAUCUAGGUCUUUGGGACGAGGAUAUGAAGGCCAAUAUCAUAGCUAACAAUGGGUCCAUUCAAAACAUUGAUUGCAUACCCGAUGACUUAAAAGAGCUGUACAAAACUGUUUGGGAAAUUUCUCAAAAGACAAUUUUAAAAAUGGCUGCGGACAGAGGAGCUUUUAUUGAUCAGUCUCAAUCUCUCAACAUACACAUGGCUCAGCCAACACCAGAAAAACUAACUUCAAUGCACUUCUAUGGCUGGCAAGCGGGAUUAAAAACGGGUAUCUAUUAUCUUAGAACAAAGCCAGCUGCCAAUGCCAUACAGUUCACAAUAGAUAAGUCGAAACUUCCAAAUGGAACGCCUAUAAAAAACGGCAGCCUCUUAAAUAAUAGUACCACACAAGAUGAAAAUGAAGACGAAGAAGAUGCCAGACUCGUUUGCUCCCGUGAAAACCCUGAUGCGUGCAUGAUGUGCAGCGGAUAAAAUGCUUGUUAAAAAUUAUAUAUUUUUAUAGAUACGUCAAAUGUAUUUUAUUAAUAUUAGUUU
Messenger RNA from Copidosoma floridanum, 2502 nucleotides. Its product is annotated as Ribonucleoside diphosphate reductase large subunit. NCBI's taxonomy places the organism in Eukaryota, Metazoa, Arthropoda, Insecta, Hymenoptera, Encyrtidae. The record is from RefSeq and is a predicted model, not a curated record. Gene Ontology annotation, biological process: deoxyribonucleotide biosynthetic process. Gene Ontology annotation, molecular function: ribonucleoside-diphosphate reductase activity, thioredoxin disulfide as acceptor; ATP binding. Gene Ontology annotation, cellular component: ribonucleoside-diphosphate reductase complex.